Messenger RNA from Oldenlandia corymbosa var. corymbosa, 1131 nucleotides. NCBI's taxonomy places the organism in Eukaryota, Viridiplantae, Streptophyta, Magnoliopsida, Gentianales, Rubiaceae. The record is from the annotation of a GenBank genome assembly.
AUAACUGGUACUCAAAUAACUCAACUAUAAAAGCCUGACUCCCUUCCCCAUCUUGCUCACCCCAUUUCCAAAGUUUAUAAUCUCGCUUCCUUGCUUGUUUUCACUAGCUACUAUCAACGCAAAAAUGUCUGCCCAGAUGAGAAAGUUGUCUUCCUCCAUGGAAGUCAAGUUAGAUGCAAAUGUCAUUCAUGAAAUCUUCCGUGACCGACCAAAUGACACUUCUCGUAUGAGCCAAGUCGUCAGCAGCGUCGAGUUGUGUGAGGGCCAGUGGGGGAAACCCGGAUCUGUCGUCCGCUGGAAUUUCUUUACUCCUGAUGGAAAGAAGUUGACUUCAAAAGAAAGGGUUGAGGUGGUGGACGACGCAAACAAAUCAUCGACGUGGAGGGUGCUUGAAGGAGAUGUGAAGGCGGUGUACUCCAACUUUGCCUUCAUAGUCAAGGUUGAUAAAGCUGGUGAAAACAAGAGCGUGGUGACGUGGACAAUGGAGUAUGAGAAGCAAGAUGAGAGCACCCCAGAGCCUAAUGGACUCUUGGAAGCCUGCCUUCGUCUGACUAAGGAUAUGGAGGCUUACCACCUCAACAAAUGAAACCAAUCUUUUAUAUCAAAAUGGUGAUCGAUUCACUAUAUAUGGAGUUUGAAAGUACUUUAAUAAUCUCUAUUGUGAGUAUAUGUGAUAUUAUGUGUGUGAAUAAAAUGCCUCGUACCGAAUGUAGGCAAAACUGAAUCCAUGUACUUUGCUUUCUCUUGUGAAAUUAUAAAUUCUAUGUCCGUUAUGUUUGGUUUUACUAAUUAUUUUCCGUGUCGGUGUUAAUCAAAUUCAUUGUUGCACUCUCCACAGGUUAUAGUUGAGUCAUAUUAAGGAUUAAUUCAUCCAUUUUAACUAGUUAUCUCAACUAUUAUUGUGACUACCGCUCAAAAAGAGAUUUGUUGUAGAUGAUAAAAAAAAAUAUAUCAACUAUAACCUGUCCAAUAAAUUACUCUUAGAAUUCGUUUUUUUUUUUACCAAAAAAGAAAACUUGCCGUCAAAUUUAUAGUUUAUUAUUAUGGACAAACUCCUAAAACGCUCACGAUGGAUGAUUGUCCCUUCUUUGACCCUAGAGAAACAACGAUUUUACGAAAUCCAUCUUACCC